AAGAAUGAUUGUGGUAAAAAGUUGAAGACUUUGUUGAGAAGCAAUCCAACUCAGAGUGAAGAAAUUACAACAAUUCACCACCAGAAUCGAUCUUUGGUCUCUGUUGUUAAGUCUCUCCCACAGCAACAAUGCCGCCAUUUUAGCCCCUUUUUCUUACCUUUCUUAUUCUUCUUGUGGGUUUCUUUUGAAGUCGCUCUUCUCCGGCAACAAUGGCCUCCAGAACCAAAACUGGUUUAAUGGAGACUCCUCGUAGCAAACCGUCGCCGCCAACACCAAGAGUUAGUAAACCAAAAGGGACUAAAUCAGAUGGCAACUCGCCAUCUCCGGUGCACAGCACUCGUUUUUCACUUGACCGUUCACCGCAAUCUGUUAACUCGAGGCCUGUUUCUGAUCGUAGGCCUGCAAGGGUUCCUACUCCGCCUGAGAAGUCACAAUCACGGUUAGGGAAGGGAACUGAGCUACUGGCUCAACUGAAUCAAAUUCAGGAGGAUUUGAGGAAAGCUAAUGAGCAGAUAGAAAGGCUAAUGAAAGAUAAAGCUAAAGCUCUUGAUGAUCUUAAAGAAUCUGAGAAAUUGACUAAAGAAGCCAGUGAGAAACUCCAAGGGGCAUUGGCAGCUCAGAAGCGUGCUGAGGAGAGUUCUGAGAUUGAGAAAUUCCGAGCGGUUGAACUAGAACAGGCGGGAAUUGAAGAGGUUCACAAAAAAGAAAUCUCUUGGAAGAAAGAAGUUGAGUCUGUUAGAAGCCAGCAUGCUUUGGACAUCUCAGCUCUUCUCACUACCACAGAAGAGCUCCACAGGAUUAAACAAGAACUGGCUAUGACUGCAGAUGCCAAAAAUAAGGCUCUUAGCCAUGCUGAGGAAGCAACGAAGAUUGCUGAAAAUCAGGCUGAGAAGGUGGAGGCUCUUUCUUCCGAAUUAAGCCGCUUAAAAGCAUUGGUUGGUUCAGAUGAACAAAAGAAAGCUAUUGAAGGCGAGGAGGUUGUCUCUAAACUGAAAUCUGAAAUUGAGAUGUUGAGAGGGAAACUUGAGAAACUUAGCAUCAUCGAAAAUAAGCUCAAGGAUCAAGAAGAGUCCAUCGAACAGCUCCACGUUGAUCUUGAAGCUGCUAAAAUGGUUGAAUCCUGUACUAAUAACUUAGCGGCAGAGUUGAUGAGCGAGGUUGAUGAACGUGAAAAACAAGUCAAAGAAUCAAAUAAGUUGAAGACAUCUGCUUCAGAAUCUUUAGAUUCAGCUAUGAAGCAGCUGGAGGAAAACAUCCAGGCACUUUAUGAGGCAGAUUUGGCUAAUGCUGCGUUAAAAGAAAAGGUUGAGUCGCUGGUGAAAACGAUUGGAAGACAGGAAAAAGAUCUUGAGGAAUCCCAACGCCAGGUUUGCAGUUUAAACCAAGAAAUUUCUAAGCUUGAAAAGCUUGUUAAGUCCAUAAAAUCUGACCUUACAACCACCCAAGAGGAAAAGGUUAGGGCUUUGGAGAAUGAAAAGACUGCAACAUCACAUAUACAGAACCUAUUAAACGAAAAGACAGAACUUUCGACAGAGUUGGAAAUCUGUAAGAAGGAAGAAGAGAAUAGAAAGAAAUCUAUGGAAAGCUUAAAUUUGGAUUUGCAACAAGUAUCUUUUGAAGCAAGGGAAGCAAAGGAGAAGCUAUUAACAUGUCAAGCGGAGCUCGAACGUUGUGGAGUCCAGAUUAUAAGUUUGAAGUUGGCUGAGAAAGAUAGGAAUGAAAAGUAUGGAAAAAUGCUUGAGGAUGCAAGAAAUGAUAUUGAUAGCAUGAAAAGUAGUUUGGAAAACACUCAGAAUGAGUUAGUCAAUUCUAAGGCUGAGUGGGAACAAAGAGAACUUCAUUUGAUGGUUUGUGUGAAGAAAUCAGAAGAGGAAAAUCACUCUGUGCAGGAAGAACUUAGCAAGGUGAUGAAUUUGCUUAAUCUUAAGGAAAUUGAGGUGUGUGCAGCUAAAGACGAAGAAGCCAAAAUAAAACUUUAUCUUAAAGAAUUUGAGGAGGAGGUUAAGGAUCUGCAGGAAAGAGUUGGAGAAGCGAAAGCUGAAAGCCUGAAACUUACAGAAAGCUUGUUGGAGAAAGAAGUAAAGCUAAAGAACGCUGCUGCAGAAAGCAGAAAACUCAGAGAAAUAGAGGUUUCUUCUCUUGAAAAAAUUGAUGAGCUGUCAAAGGUGAAUGAAAGCUUGGUUGAUAAAGAAACAAAACUGCUGAGCGUUAUUCAAGAAGCGGAAGAACUCAGAGUUAAGGAGAUUGAUUAUCUCGAGAAGAUUGAAGAGUUGUCAGCUGCGAAAGAAAGCUUGGUUGAAAAAGAAAGAAAACUGUUGAACAUUGCUCAAGAAGCUGAGGAGCUUAGAAGAAGGGAGCUUGCUUGUCUGAAGAAGAUUGAAGAGUUGUCAGCCGUGAAUGAGAGAUUGGUUGAUAAAGAAACCAAAUUGCAGAGUAGUAUUCACGAAAUUGAGGUGCUCAAAGAAAGGGAGGCUGAAUAUAUCAAGCAGAUCAAAGAGCUGUCAUUGUUGAAUGAAAAAUUAGUAGAGAAAGAAGCCAAAUUGCAGACCGUUGUUCAGGAAAAUGAAGAGCUAAAAGAGAAGGAGUCUUCUUAUCAUAAGAAGAUUGAGGAGUUAUCAAAGGUAAAUAAAAUCUUUGCUGAUACAGAAAUUUAUCUCAAGAGGUCUACUCAAGAAAAUGAAGAGCUAAGAGAAAGGGAAGUUGACUAUCUUAAGAACAUUGAACAGUUAGCGAAGCUGCAAGAAAAUCUUCUUGUUAAAGAGCUGCAUGAUAUGGUCCUUGAGAUUGAAGACCUUAAAGCCAAGGACGGUCUAGCUGAAAAGAAGAUUGAAGAGCUAUCAAAUCUAAAUAAAAGCUUGCUCGCGAAAGAGAGAGAGAUACAAGUUGUUGUUUGUGAAAAUGAGGAGCUCAAAUCUAAAGAGGCUUCUUCACUCAAGACAAAAGAGGAGUUGUCCGAUCUUAAACAAAAUUUGGUUGAUAAAGAAAACGAGCUGAAGACUGCAGUUUUUGAGAAUGAGAAGCUCAAGGCCCAAGUUGCCUCAUCACUUCAGAAUAUUGGAGAGUUGACACAUCUUAAACAGAGUUUACUUGAUAAAGAGAUUGAGUUGCAGGGUGUUUUUCAAGAAAACGAGGAGCUUAAGGCCAAGGAGGCAUCAUCUUUAAAGAAAAUUGAUAACUUGUUACAUCUCGAGCAGACUUGGCUUGAUAAGGGAAACGAAUUUCAAAGAACUAAUCAAGAAAAUCAGGAGCUUAAGGUGCAGGAAGCUUCAGCGUCAAAGAAGAUAGAGAAUUUGUUAAAGAUGAAAGAGAGUCUACUUGAGAAAGAAACUAAGUUGCAGACUGUAAUUCACGAUAACAAUGAGCUGAAAGCCAGGGAGGCUUCUGCGCUUAAGAAGAUCGAAGAGUUAUCAAAGUUGCUAGAAAAAGCUUCUUCCACACAAGAGAAACCAGAUGAGAACGGCAAGCUCAGUGACAUCGAAAAAAAUCAUGACUUACUUCCGAAAGCUGUAGAACUUUCAGAUGAACAUGGUCCCAGGUGCGGAGAAGAGAUUACUGAUACCAAUCCUUCUGAUCACAGAACCAGAGAAGAAAAAUUACAAAAAAGUCCAAUGGAAGCCAUUGAUAGACAUUUGAAACAUGACACCGCAAACCAUUGGUUAGCUCAAAAAGUUGAAGCAGUAGGAAGAGGAGACAAAGAUAAACCCUUCAUGGAAGGCGAAGGCUACCAUUUAGAAAAGAGAGAAGCUUCUUCAGAAAGAGACACAGAGCAUGGCUUUUCUGAAAAGGAAGUAGAAUCGAAAGCAGAAGGCAGUGAAAACUUGGAGCAGUUAAGUAAUGGCUUGUCCUCAGGAGAACACACAGAAGAUGCUGGAAGUCUCCUCUCAAAGGAACAACAACAGAAAAAGAAGAAACCUUUGCUCCGGAAGUUUGGAAAUUUACUGAAAAAGAAAAGUACAAGCAGCAGCAGCCAGAAAUAGAGGAAACUGUGAUGAUUAUACUACAAUCUCUAUUGCAAGUGAACAUUCCUUGGUUGAUUUGUCUCAAAUCUUUAAUAGUAUAGUUCCAGUUCAAUAUAAGGUGUUUGGUCUUUGCUUUC
Molecule: messenger RNA, 4096 nt
Organism: Capsella rubella
Lineage: Eukaryota; Viridiplantae; Streptophyta; Magnoliopsida; Brassicales; Brassicaceae
Product: WEB family protein At4g27595, chloroplastic
Exons: 3
Coding region: 210-3977 (1255 amino acids)
Biological process (GO): reciprocal meiotic recombination
Source: RefSeq, a predicted model, not a curated record